Molecule: messenger RNA, 2274 nt
Organism: Rhincodon typus (whale shark)
Lineage: Eukaryota; Metazoa; Chordata; Chondrichthyes; Orectolobiformes; Rhincodontidae
Product: mucin-19-like
Exons: 18
Coding region: 1-2274 (757 amino acids)
Cellular component (GO): extracellular matrix
Molecular function (GO): protein binding
Source: RefSeq, a predicted model, not a curated record
AUGAUUUAUUCUCAACUAGAAUUCGAAAAUUCUGUUCAUCGGUUUGUGCCCAGAUCUCUGCAAGAAACAAUCUCAGAUGACAAGAAUGGGUUUUGCAGCACUUGGGGACUUGGAGCAUUCAGGACAUUUGAUGACACAUUUUAUCAUUUUACAUCAACCUGCAACUACAUUCUGAGUCGCCAUUGCAUAAGUGGUGCAGAGGAUUUCAACAUCCAGAUCCGUCGAGGGUCAGAUGAUUUCACUUUUUUUGAGGCAAAUAAGCUGGAUGUUUUAGGCCACAUAUGUAAUAGCAACUUCCGUAAAGAUGUGUCGUGUAAACAAAGCAGGACAGAGAACUGGGACAUCAGGGUAGAGAUCCAUGAAUGUCAGCUAGCAUUUAAACAGACAUGUUUGCACCGUGUUACCCUAACUAAAAAUCAGGUUUAUGUGGCGACUUCAAUGAUGAUGCAGGGGAUGACUUUCUAUCUCAACAGGGGAUUGUGGAGACUACAUCAAUUACUUUUGUUAAUUCCUGGAAGACUGAAGAUAGUUGCUCAGAUGCAAUACUACCUCCUUCUUGUUUCAGUUCCCAAAAUGAUGUGUGUAGCUGCCACCUGUGCCUGUGAGAACGUCAACGACUGUCUGUGUGCAGGAUUGGGAGCGUAUGUUCAUGAGUGUGCAGCUCAUGGUGUCAUCGUCAGCAACUGGAGGAAAGAUAUCUGCAGUAAGCCAUGUCCCGACACUCAGGUCUUUGAGAAUGACAUGAGGACUUGUAACCGCACCUGUCGAUCAUUAUCCCGUUAUGAUUAUACCUGUGAUGUUGAGGACAUACCAGUUUUUGGCUGUGGCUGUCCUGAGGGGAAAUACAUGGAUAACUCUGGAGAAUCUUUUGUGAAAAUGGCAAGAUUCAGUGUUCGACGGUUCCCACAACCACCAGUCCAGAACUUGAAUAGUUACUGUGUUCCAGGCUGUGUCUGCCCUGAUAAUCUUGUGGCAGAUGACAAUGGAAGAUGCAUUCCUCCUGAGCAAUGUACUUGUUCAUUUGGAGGAGAAACCUAUGCUUCAGGAAGCACCAUCCGAAAGGAUUGCAAUAAAUGCACAUGCAAGGCUGGAUCCUGGGAAUGCACCAAAAACACUUGUCCAAAGGAAUGCCUAGUUCAUGGAGAUGGCCACUAUGUAACCUUUGAUGGAAAAAGAUAUCUCUACGACGGCAAUUGUGAAUAUAUUUUGGUUGAGGAUCAAUGCAAUCGAGGAAAUGGCACGAUUCAAAUCCUGGUGGAGAGUGUCCCAUGUUGUGAAAAUGGAGUGACAUGUUCAAGGAUUAUCAGAAUUUUAACUGAGGGUGAAGAAUUCAAACUACAUGAUGGCCGAAUGACGAGAACUGAGAAAUCUUUUGGUCAAACCCAAUGCAAAGAUAGUUCCUAUUCACUUCACACUGUUGGACUCUAUUUAAUUGUUAAAUUUUCCAAUGGGAUCACCGUGAUAUGGGACAAACGAACAAGAGUUUCAAUCACAUUGGAUCCAAGAUGGAAGAACAAAGUAUGCGGUCUGUGUGGAAACUUCAAUGGUCAUAUUGCAGAUGAUUUAACAACUCAAGGGAACUCUUUAGUGACAAAUACAUUGGAGUUUGGAAACAGCUGGAAGUCCUCAAUGUCGUGUUCAAAUGCAAUGAAUCAAACGUUCCCGUGUGAAAGAAACCCCUACUGUUCAGCGUGGGCUCAAAGGAAGUGCAGCAUUAUCAAGGAUACUGUCUUUCAAAGCUGCCAUAAAAAGGUUGACCCAACUCCAUUCUAUGAUGCCUGCGUCCAGGAGGCUUGUGCCUGUGACUUGGAAGGGAAAUACCUGGGUUUCUGUACCGCUGUAGCAGUGUAUGCAGAAGCUUGUAAUAAAGCUGAUGUGUGUAUCCGCUGGAGAACCCCAGACUUGUGCCCUGUAUAUUGUGAUUAUUAUAACGCUCCUGAAGAAUGCAGUUGGCAUUAUCACCCAUGUGGAACAUUGACAACAAAAACAUGUUCAGACCAUAACGUGGGAAAGAAGUUCUCUGCAAAACUUGAAGGCUGUUAUGCAAAGUGUCCAGUGAGUGCUCCUUAUUUGGAUGAAAAUUUAAUGAAAUGUGUUAAGUUGACUGAUUGCACAUGUUACCAUAAUGGGAAGAUAUUGCAACCGGGUGAAGUGAUGUGGAAUGUCUGUGAAGAAUGUAAAUGUGACAAUGGAACUGUAACAUGUAGAAGUGUCACUACAACAGUGAAGCCAACGACAGCCACCUCCACUCCUGUCUCCGUAUCAGGUAAGUGA